AUGGCGAAGAAGUCCGUCUACGAUGGCGAGGAGCACGGGCGCUUCAUGGAGAAGCUCGACGCUCGCAUCCGGAACCACGACCGCGAGAUCGAGAAGAUGUGCAACUUCCACUACCAGGGCUUUGUGGACGCCAUCACGGAGUUCUUGAAAGUCCGGGCCGAAGCCCAGAAACUCAAGAACCAAGUGACGGACACGAACAGAAAUCUGCAGAUGGAAAGCAAGAAGCUGGUGGGAGCCAUGGAGGAGCUGAAACAGUGUCGCCUCCAGCAGCGGAAUAUUUCUGCAACCAUGGAUAAGCUGACGCAGUGUCUUCCUGCUCUGGAGAUGGACAGCAAGCUGAGAGAGCAGAUGAAAUCUAAAAGACACUACCCUGCUCUGAAGACACUGGAGCACCUUGAGCACACCUACCUGCCGCGGGUGAGCCAUUACCGCUUCUGCAAGGUCAUGGUGGACAGCAUCCCCAGCCUGCGUGAGGAAAUCAAGGACGUUUCCAUGUCCGACCUCAAAGACUUCCUGGAGAGCAUUCGCAAGCACUCGGACAAGAUUGGCGAGACGGCGAUGAAGCAGGCCCAGCUGCAGAGGAACUUGGACAGCGUCGUGAAAAAAAAACGGGGUUUUUUCCGAGCUUCAAAAUUUCUGGAAAUUUUACAUUUCUACCCAGAGCGCAAGAACAGCAGCCCAGUCUCCGAGCAGGAUUCUGGGAUCUUGGACGUCGAAGAUGAAGAGGAGGGGGAGGAGGAGGAGGUGCCAGGAGCCCAGGAGCUGGUGGAUUUCUCGCCUGUGUACCGUUGCCUGCACAUCUACUCAGUGCUG
Gekko japonicus is the source of this 813-nucleotide messenger RNA. RefSeq names its product exocyst complex component 6B (gene EXOC6B). NCBI's taxonomy places the organism in Eukaryota, Metazoa, Chordata, Lepidosauria, Squamata, Gekkonidae. The annotation marks the transcript as partial. Gene Ontology annotation, biological process: intracellular protein transport; Golgi to plasma membrane transport; exocytosis. The record is from RefSeq and is a predicted model, not a curated record. Gene Ontology annotation, cellular component: exocyst; membrane. The transcript has 8 exons.